GUGGUGCGUCGGGAGCGGGCGGUGGGUGUGUCUAAUCGCGUGUGGUUUCAUUCAUAACUACAGUCUUUAUUUGGAGCCCCAAUUGAAGUAUGCAGACGGGGCAGGCUGCCCGCGGACCGCUUCAAACGGAGUCUACAGCCCGGCUGAGAGCAGACGACGCAGAAAUAACAUGGGGCAGCCCUGAUCCGCGGGUUUUCGGAGGAGAGUGGAAGAUGCUGCUGAUGCUGAGGCUGAGGCUGAGCGCCGCCGGCUGCGGCGCGUCGCUGUAGUCAUCCUGCACAGAGCGGAGGGAAGCUCCUUCAACACAGCGCCUAUAAGACCGGUUCAUUCACACUGACCUGGACCAUGAGCAAUGAUCUGCCUGUUCUGACAAGUCUGACCGAGAACUCCACUGAUGUGCCCGUGUCAGCCGGCCAGGUGGAGAACUAUGUGCUACUGCUGGUGUUGCUGAGUGUUUUUGCCGGGGGGACACUGGUCCUGCUGUCCCUGCUGCUCCUCUUCUGUCACCGCUGCUGCAUGGGUGGACGACGCUACUCCAGAGCGAGUGAUGACCCUGAGAAGACAAACACCACUUAUGCUGAGGAUUCUCAGCCCACGCAAGAAAUCACCAUUCGUCUGGACGAAUCAGACGCUCUCUCAGCAUCGAGCUGUCACGAUGGAGAGUCUGAACGAUUUGUCUCCACUGGGUCUACUGGCCGCAGAGUCUCCUUCAAUGAAUCUGCACUUUACGAACAAGAGAAGACGACUCAGGAGAAAGGUCGCAGGUAUACCCUGACCGAAGGAGACUUCCAUCACUUGAAGAAGGCCCGGCUGACCCACCUUCACCUGCCUCCUGCGCCGUGUGACCUGAAGAUACUCACCAUCAUGGAGUGUGACUCAACAGAGAGCAGCACCAUCAACAUCAGCGAGAGCACAGCUCCAAAACUACCCCUCACCAUCUACCAGCCCGCUGAGAGAAGAAUCCCUGAAUGGAUGGGACAGAGCCUCAGCGGGGGUCUGCCAGGAGACCCACAUCACUCCAUCAUCCUGGACCAGGGGCCCAGGCAGUCUUCAUCGACCAUGAAACCGCAGCGCACGCGGUCCCAGACAAUGGAGGCUAUUGGGGACAGGAGAGAGGCCGAGAGCGAGAGGGGGCUGAGAGGAGAGUUGACCCAGGCUCCGGGGCAGACUUCAGUUUUGCAUUUCCUUUCUAAACUGCGCCGCCAUGCCAGCCUGGAGGGGGCCGGGCCUUACUUUAGGAGGUGGAAGUUUGACACCAGUCACCGGGCUGCCAGUCUAGACGCAAAAGGGUCCCCCAAGAGAAGGCCUUUCCAGAGACAGAGGGCAGCAAGUGAAACCACAGAUCACACCGAAGAUGACUCCUCUCCUCUCCGAGAUGAGGCCAUUGAAUCAUUUUCACACUCUCCUCUCCAGAGCAGCGGCCUCCAGUCCCUCUCCGCAGAGUCUCUGUCUCAGUCUGAAAUGACACCCACAUCUUCAGUCUUCCUUAGCAGGCUAAAACUGGAGGCUGUGGUGCAGGUAGGUGGCAGCAGCGGAGCCAGGAGAGAGGCACUCUAUUCGUCAUCAGAGGGUUGUCAUGCCUUGAGGCAAGAGGAGGAAACGGUCAAUGGAGUAGAAAAAGAGACAGCGUUUGGAGCCGUUGUGAAAACAGAAGCAGCAGGAGAUGGGCUACUAUCAACAGAUGAUGACGAGUUGUUUGUGGCACAACAAGAAGCUGCCAUUCAGGAAAGGUCUGAAGAGAUGUUAAGGGAAACCGAAGACACAAAACCAGACGGCAGGACGCCUGAUGUGAGGAAAAAGACCGAGGCCGAGGUAGAUGACGGAGAUGAGGUGGUGUUUGGAGCGGAAGCCAGACGGAGGACUGACUCGGGCUCUUCUCUUUCCUUCAUGAUUCGCCAGGAGAGCUUAGAGGCCCCUCCUUCCCUGUACAAAGACAUUUGGAGUUUGAGAGCCUCUUUGGAGCAGUACGCCUCCUCAGACCAGAGCAGCACAGAUAGAGAGUCCAUCCGCAGUGAUGCAGACAGCAUCUCGUCCCUUGGCGGUGCUGGUGCUCGCCCUGGCCUGGACAGCUGCUUGUCCCAAGACCUGGAUGAUGAGCCGGAAGGAGAUGGGGAGGGAGAGGCAUUCGAGGGAGGAGCCAGAGCGGCACCAGGUUUAGACAGUGAGUUGGGAAGUGGAGCUGGUGGAGAGGGUGAGGGGGGAAACAGGAAGCUCCUCCAAAUGGACAGUGGCUACGCCUCCAUCGAGGCGCCAUCCAGGGCCCCGGAAGAGAUGCGACUGUUCGGGACUCCUGGAGCCCCUCGAGGGAAGACAGCAUCUGAGAGGAGGCUGUUUUUCACCAGCUCUGGAAGAAAAGGUUCGGUGUGCGAGAGCAUCGAGGCCAAGCUCUUUCAAGAGGAGCUGGAGGACGAGAUGACAGACAGCACAGACAAAGACAAGAACCUAAAGGAGAAAUCUAAGACUGGGAGCCAGUCUCUCGUCCUUCAAGAACCAUUUCAACUUCUGAAAUCCCUCCAUCCUCAGAAAUCCCCAGAAUCACAGCUGAGGUCUCCUCUGAUGAAGCCAAUCCCACAGCCCUCCAGUCCUCACCGACCCCGCCUCCGCCGCCGCGACUACAGCAUCGACGAGAAGACGGACGCUCUCUUCAACGAGUUCCUUCGCCACGACCCACGAUUCGACCAGCAAGAAUCCCCGCUGCGCUCCAGGCACCGAUCCAGGGUUCACCUCCGGAAACAGUGGCAAAGACAUAAGCAGUACAGUGACCCGGGGUCGAGCUCUGGGGGGAGGUACUCCCCAUCGUUGGAGCGGCAGAGGUUUACCCCGCUGAGGAGGGGCGACAGUGCCGGUUACCCUCUGGACACCAGAUAUCACAGCACCCUCUCGCGCAUAGCGAGCGCUGCAGAUGAAGAAGCCAGCGAGGUCGCGGCCUCCGAGGAAGCAGAGAGAGAGAGCGAAGAUCCGUCAAGUGGGGGGGCUGUGGGGGACGCCACUGAAAGCGCCGCCUACAAAACAUCUGAAGAGACAGACACAACAAAGAGCAGCUCCAGUUGCGCAGGGUCGACCGGUGAGACUGAGGGCUGCCAAGACUCUUCAGACAAGGACACAGAAAGCACAACGAGCGCCACGACUGUGCAAACAAGCCACAGGGACCCAAGAGUCGACAACAGGAACAACAACAGCAGUCAAGCUAUCUUAUCAGAGGUGGCCCGGCAGGCGGAGAGCAGUCUGACAGACAAGCUGGCCGUGUCAGUGGAAGAGAGGCUUUACAGCGGCCUGCGGAGUGCAGACCACCUCAGCCAGGGAGGAUCAGAACGCGUGCUCGCCGUGUCUCACACAACCUCGCCUGGAUUCAGUCCCAUAUAACCUGUCAACUAUGCCACGUUUAUCACUUUAUUUCAGACUCGUCAGACCUGACACACAGGUCCAGUUCAAGCAUCGCCAUGUUUUAGAUAGAGUGUCACAUCCUGCAUCAGAACUUCCUUCUUGACGGCCACUCGAUCCCAGUAUUUCCAUUCAGACCUUAACUGCCACUGUGAUGACAUGUGACGCCCCUUUCUAUCGGUAGUGAUUCUUAAACUCAAACGCACUCGUUACGCAACUUUGAAAGCAUAGACCCUCCAUUAGAGAACUUAAAUAUUUUUCAGACUUAACUGUGAAUUUUUUGGCAUGCUACUGUAGGUUUAAACAACGUGUCUGUGAAUACUGUAUAGUUUUACCUUUAAAACAAAAAGCACUUUGAUCGGAAGAAAGAUAAGGACGGUGUUUGACACGCAUUUCUCUCAUCUUAAAACCACAUCCUCCUCAAGUGUCCUUCUUGUCUCUAUCAUCACGAGGGUGAACGAUAAUGCUGAACACGUGAAAAAACAAAAACAAUCUGCCGGCGGGCCUCUCUUUCAUGAACACUGUAUCAGCAGACCCUGAGAUAACGCCCUAUAUCAUGAAGUGAAACGGAUGAACAUCCAGUCACCUCAGCAGUGGAAAUGAGCGCACAAAGUGUUUUCCUGCUCAUAUUUUUGUUAGUCAUCUGUCCCUGUUAUGUCACACAAUGGAGGAGGUGGUAUCCAGGAGCUUCCGUGGGCUCGUGUCGCUGUGACUCUGCUGGGAGAAGACUGACAGUUGAUACUUACCAUGAAUGACACAGGAGCCUCUCAGGCUUUUAGACAGAUGGUGCGGCGACAAGCGAGUUGAUGCUGCGAAAUGUGGAAGUUGAAACUGAAUCCCGGCGGAAACAGAUAUGUGUAUUACAAAAUAAAAAAAAAAAAGAA
Mugil cephalus (flathead mullet) is the source of this 4265-nucleotide messenger RNA. RefSeq names its product voltage-dependent calcium channel beta subunit-associated regulatory protein. The transcript has 11 exons. Gene Ontology annotation, molecular function: transmembrane transporter binding. Gene Ontology annotation, cellular component: plasma membrane; secretory granule. NCBI's taxonomy places the organism in Eukaryota, Metazoa, Chordata, Actinopteri, Mugiliformes, Mugilidae. Gene Ontology annotation, biological process: negative regulation of voltage-gated calcium channel activity; negative regulation of calcium ion-dependent exocytosis. Bases 346 to 3363 code for a protein of 1005 amino acids. The record is from RefSeq and is a predicted model, not a curated record.